Molecule: messenger RNA, 8283 nt
Organism: Anopheles coluzzii
Lineage: Eukaryota; Metazoa; Arthropoda; Insecta; Diptera; Culicidae
Gene: sfl
Product: bifunctional heparan sulfate N-deacetylase/N-sulfotransferase
Exons: 8
Coding region: 2521-5763 (1080 amino acids)
Cellular component (GO): Golgi apparatus
Molecular function (GO): deacetylase activity; heparan sulfate N-sulfotransferase activity
Source: RefSeq, a predicted model, not a curated record
UGAUAGCUUCACACGAGCGCGCGCGCGCGCUUGCGAGUGUGUGUGCGUGUGUUUGGGCCAGUGUCAGUAAAGUGUCAAAUCCGCGCAGCAUAUUUUGCGUGUAGCCAGCACAACCCCCGAAACAGGACCGACGACGACGGCACCGGAGAGGUGUGAGCAUUGCAUGAAUCGACGGCGAUUCCUUCGCACGCGCGCGCCUGUUGUUUCGAUCGAACCGUCAGACGGGACGCACAUAUCGGGACCCGAUUUUCCGGCCCCACCAGCAAGACACAGGUGUGUAGUGUGUGUGUGGUGGAAAACUCCGCGUUUCAUUAUCGCGUCUGUGUGUUAUUGAUCAACUUGUGUUCAUUUCCGUGCGUCCAAAUGGGCAGACGACGGGAAGCCAGCCAGCAUCUAGCAAGCUCCGCUGUGUGCUGUGUUAUUGACGUCCUUGAACAGUGCCGUGUAUAUUGUUGUGACUGUCGGUACACGGCGUAAAGUGUAAAGAACAAAUUGCCGAAAAACAGAACGGCACACACAGCGACUCGUUCGUGACUGCCCGAUUUGUGUUGGUGGAGCCAGGGUGAAGGUGAAUAGUGUUCUCUAUGCCCUGCCUGCCCGAGCGCCAUUGCCAAUUGAACCCACCGAAAUCGAUUGUUUGUUUGUGCAACUGUGACGUCUACAGAGCUGUGCUGUGAGAGGUCCGCCCUCCGCCGGCCAUUGCAGCGCAAUCCAAAACAAACACCUUCCUGCGAACCACCAAAAAAACAACAUUGCCGUCUAACCAUUACAACAAACAAUAAUAAGGAGCUACCAGGGGCCAAAAAUUCCAUCACACGGGCCUGCUCGUGUGGUGCGUCAGUGGCACAGCUCGCCCAAGUGUCCUUUUGCCCAGUGGCUGGCUGCAUCCUCCAUUCAACAUCUAUCGAAAUUUCGGUGCUUUUGCUCUCAUCUUCUUCCGAAUUGACAGUUGUGUGCCGUCAUUCGUCGUAGUGUGCAGCAGUGUUAGUGGUGUGUGUGUGCGUGUGUAUUUUUGCACGGAAGCUGUGACAAGGUGGAAGCGCGCACAAGUGUACAAGUGUGUGAGUGCACUGUGAGUGUGUGUUUGUAGUAUGAAACUCGUGCAAAAUGAAAUGAGUAUUUUAGAAGCGCUUGUGAAAGUAUUUUUGCGUUAAAUUUUGCCCUAUAGAACGGGCCUGUGUGUGUGUGUGUGUGGCCGUGAAAGCGAGAGUGUAAACGCGCCGUCGAACCGUCAACAGUGGUGCAGGUGAAUUUACCGCGUUUGCUGGUGUGUGUGUUGUGUGUUGGUGUACGAUUGUUUGUUCCGUUUUGUGCUUGUGUGUGGUGUGCGCGCUUGUGCACCAACGUUACCGGUGUGUGUGUGUGUGUGCGUGUGUAAACGAAAAGCUGCAGUAGUGUAGGUAGGUAAACAAAAGCAAAAGCCCCUGUCUCUGCUCUGUCAGCAGAUCUCAUUCGCGCCUUCUCUUUCCCGCACGGUGCGUUGGCCCCCCUAUUGGCCUGUCUUUUUUGCUCUCUGCACUGUGUGUGUGUGUGUCUUGUAUCGUCAACCGGUUUGCGAAGGGAACGGAGAAAAACACGCAUGCUUUGAUCGGGACGGGGAUCAUCAUCUCUUGCGCGGCCGUGGGGAGGAGAGCACGAAAUUUUGACGGCUGUAUGUUUAUAGAUAAAUCUGUCAGAACUUAGCGGCCACAUUUCCUGGAAGCGCUCUUCUGGACGAUCGAUCGGUAGCGGAUAAUAAUUGGCAACUUGGUUGUCGGGAAGGUGUACGCGAAAGAGAACAAGAAGCAAAAAGAUUUUUAUUCAACUUUAUAUUGAGAUUUACAUCGGCGAGCAAAAGGUGCGGAGGUGUAUCACGUAUCACGUACAUCAAUGCGACGGGAGUGAAAAAUUACAAUCCACCGAAACCAGCAAACAAAACCAAACCCCACCACCGACACGGUGUAUCCCACCUGGAACCUUUUCAUCCCUUUUAACGCUCGCGCGUGUGCGUUGUGCAAGGCAAACAACGAACCGCACACCCGGGCAACAAUGUAAAUGUCGAAUAACAUCACGUACCCGGUCUCACGCAUUCAUAGCCAAUUGCGCGUGAUUGAUGCCAGCAUAGGGACACGGUACGGUAGGGAACGGGAACGAUGAAACCGGGGAGUGCCACACCGCCGAACCUAUUAAAAGAAACAAAUUACGUACGGGAGACUACUACCCCCGUCCAGAAAACAUCACACUUGGAUCCCAUUGUGUGUGAGUGCGUAUUGCAAGCGUUGCUAGAUAGAGAGGGAUAGAGCUCAGUAGCUUAGAACUAUAGAACAAACAGAACCACUUCUAGUACAUUGACGCGAAAGGUAAUUUGUAAUCGGGCCCCCACUCUACAGUAUUUUACGGUUUGAUACUGAUUAGUGCGCGAGACCUGGCCUCUGGAAGGAAACUGGCCAGUGGAAAGAGCCUAGAAGUGGUAGUAGUUGGUCGCGGUGUGCCGUCCCAGAGCGGAGAGGUGGCGUCGCGUUAAGCGGGGCCAGUCUCAUCAUGAAAGCAUCGGAUUCCACGGUGAAGCUAUGGAGUGCCACCUCGUCACCGUCGUCCAGUACCGAACGCCUCUACCCGGCCCGGACGCCCGAGCCGUCCGUCGUGCCGGGCGGUGGGGACGACAGAAGAACGCUGUACGGUGCACCGGCAGCAGCAGCAGCACCGUACGCACAGCGACAGAACGGCGAUCGGCAGCUUCCUCCACCAGCGUCCAGUGUGGCGGGCACGGACACGGCCGGCACCCGACCGGCACACUCAGCGAGCGAACACAUCACACUAAAUCUAGCCGGCUAUUCAGCUGAUCAUCGCAGCAUGAAGAGUGCAAGCAGUGGAGGAGAUAGCAGUGGACGACCACGAACCGGUAGGUCGUCGGAUCAGCAGCAGCAACAGUACCAGCACCAGGGUGCUUCUGCCGCAACGGAAGCUACGUACGGAGUCAGUGUCGCGCCAUCGAGCACGGCGUACGGUCACAGUAGUGUAAAUAGCAAUCACAGCCUGCCCGGUACGGCGGGCUCGAAUAGCCGCAGCCGACACGGUUACGGCGGCAGUAGCUACAGUAACGGCAGCAUCGCCGGCUUCAACAUUAACGGUAGUGGUGGUGAGCGAAGUGCCUAUCUGCCUUGGUUUUCCCUGUGCUACCACGGCAAGAUGCGGAUGUUCGUGUUCCUGCUCGGCGUAUGUCUCGUCUCUGUGGUCGCGUACGCGCACUACGUGGAUAAUUCACCGAUCACUAGUCUUAUGCAUCGUGAUGCAAGGCCACCGGCGCCACAGAUCCACUGCCGGAUGCUGAACGGGAAAACCGCAAUCGAUGGUGCGCUAACGCCGGACCACCGGUCCGAGGCCCGGUUGCGCAUCGACCCGAAGGUGCUAGUCUUCGUCGAGACGACCUACACCCCGCUGGGCAAGAGCAUCACCGAGCUGCUCGUGCACAACCGUAUCAAGUACAAAGUGGAAGUGGCCGGCAAAAGCCUGCCGGUGCUAACCAACCAGGACAAGGGCCGGUACGGCGUGAUCGUGUUCGAAAACCUGGACAAGUAUCUCAACAUGGACAACUGGAACCGGCAGCUGCUGGACAAGUACUGCCGGGACUAUUCCGUCGGCAUCAUCGGGUUCGUGAGCCCGAGCGAGGAAACGCUGGUCGGUGCCCAGCUGCGCGGCUUCCCGCUGUACGUGCACACGAACCUGCGGCUGCGGGACGCUAGCCUAAACCCUGGUUCGCCCGUCCUGCGGUUAACGCGCGCCGGCGAUACGGCCUGGGGCCCGCUGCCCGGCAACGAUUGGGCCAUCUUCCAGCACAACCACAGCGGGUACGAGCCGCUCGAGUGGGCGCAAAAGAACGUAAUGGACUAUCCGACCGACGGGGUGGCUCAGCCACCGCUCGCGACCGUACUGCAGGAUCACGGCCAGCUCGAUGGCAUCCAGCGGAUACUGUUCGGGUCGGGGCUAAAGUUUUGGCUGCACCGGUUGCUGUUCCUAGACUCGCUGUCGUACCUCAGCCACGGACAGCUGAGCCUGAACCUGGAGCGACGCAUCCUGAUCGACAUCGACGAUAUUUUCGUGGGCGAAAAGGGUACGCGCCUCAAGCCGGACGAUGUGCACGCGCUGAUUGCGACGCAGAACCGGAUCGGCGAGAUGGUCCCCGGGUUCCGGUUCAAUCUGGGCUUCUCGGGCAAGUACUUCCACCACGGGACGCACGAGGAGAACCUGGGCGACGAUAUGCUGCUGCGCAACGUGGCCCAGUUCAACUGGUUCUCGCACAUGUGGAACCACCAGCAGCCGCAUCUGUACGAGAACGUGACGCAGCUAAUGAACGACAUGAUGCUGAACAAGGACUUUGCGAAGGAGCACGGCAUACCGACCGACUCGGGGUACUCCGUGUCACCGCACCAUUCGGGCGUGUAUCCGGCGCACGAGCUGCUCUACACCGCGUGGAAGAAGGUGUGGAACAUUAAGGUCACCUCGACGGAAGAGUAUCCCCAUCUGCGGCCGGCCCGGCUGCGGCGUGGCUUUAUCCACCGCAACAUUAUGGUGCUGCCCCGGCAAACGUGCGGACUGUUCACGCACACGAUCUGCAUCGACAGCUAUCCGGGCGGGCGGGACAAGCUGGACGAAUCGAUCCGGGGCGGCGAACUGUUCCAGACGAUCGUGUACAAUCCGAUCAACAUCUUCAUGACGCACAUGUCCAACUACGGCAAUGAUCGGCUGGCGCUGUACACGUUCGAGUCGGUGAUCAAGUUCCUGCGCUGCUGGACCAAUCUGAAGCUUACGUCCGUGCCGCCGCUGCAGCUCGGCGAGCUGUACUUUAAGCUGCACCCGGAAGAGCGCGAUCCGAUCUGGGGCAAUCCGGCGGACGAUCCGCGCCAUGCGAAAAUCUGGGCGGGCAACAAGCGACGAACGACGCUGCCGAAGCUGCUCGGGCUGGGGCCGCAGAAGACGGGCUCGACCGCGUUCUACACGUUCCUGAGCAUGCAUCCGGCGGUGGCGAGCAAUCUGCCGAACUCGGACACGUUCGAGGAGAUUCAGUUUUUCAACGGCAACAACUACUACCGGGGGUUGGACUGGUAUUUGAACUUUUUCCCGCUGCAACCGAACGAUACGGACGAUAAGUUUAUGUUUGAAAAGUCGGCCACCUACUUCGACGGCGAGCUGGUGCCGAAGCGGGCCCACGCGCUGUUGCCCAAGGCGCAGCUGGUUACGAUACUGAUAUCGCCCGCGAAACGAGCGUACUCGUGGUAUCAGCACAUUAAAGCGCACGGCGAUCCGAUCGCGAACAAUUACAGCUUCUAUCAGGUCAUAACUGCCUCGGAAGCGGAACCGAAGGCGCUGCGAGAUUUGCGCAACCGCUGCCUCAACCCGGGCAAGUACGCCCAGCACCUGGAACGAUGGCUCGCCUGCUACCCACCGCAGCAGCUGUACAUCAUCGACGGCGAGCAGCUCAAGACGAACCCGGUCACGGUGAUGAACGAUCUGCAGCGCUUCCUGAAGCUGCCACCGUUCGACUACAGCCGACAUCUGCGCUUCGACAAUAAGAAGGGUUUCUACUGCCAGGUGGUGUCGGACAAUCGGAACAAGUGUCUCGGCAAGUCGAAAGGUCGCCAGUAUCCGCCGAUGGACGAUCGGAGUGCAAAAAUGCUUCAAAAGUACUACCGCAUUCACAACCAAGCGCUGGUGAAGCUGCUGAAGAAGCUUGGCUCGCGACCAAUUCCCCAGUGGCUGAAGGAGGACCUAUCGGUGACGUCUUAACGAACGUAGCGACACCGGCGUGACGACGCCUAAACGAGCGCAUAUACAUACAUAUAUUCCACUACUUUUUAGCGUAAAGCAGCUGUGUGCGGGUACUAAGCGGGUAAAGUGAGGUAGUGAAUGUACAGUGGCAGCAGCACUAGUGAAAGCAUAGUAACUGUACAGCUUUGUAUAAAAAAAGUAGUAUCGACGUUGGAUCAAUGCACUGCAGGAAUGUUGUAAGAUGUUAUAAUAGAGAGAGAGAGAGAGCUCUAUUAAGUCAGUCAGUCAGUCAGUCAGUCAGAAUGUUUCCCGCUGUCCAUGAACCGCUGUGAUGUGGAGAAAGAUGUAUCAUAUUUUACGUAGUAUUACGUCGGUUCCUUCGUUUUUAGUCGUUGUGUGCGCAUACGUGUGUUAGGUUAGCCUCAUUAGGGGAAAGAGUACUGUUAAGAAGCUGCCGUUAUUGGUUUUAAAGACAUCGUGUUUCGGGUGAAAACGCAUGUUUUUUUUUUUUUUUUAUUUUGACUAUCAUUUCUUCGUCGGAGCAAUGACGUAUAAAACGGAGCAAAUUAUUAACUAUAUUUUAGAGAAGAAAAAAAUACCUCAAUCUGUUCCAAUCUUCGACAAUAGCAACCAGCAGCUGCUAGCGUGUGUAUUUAAACUGUUUGAGUUUAGUCACUGUGUCACUACAGAACCCUUAUUUGGAACUGAACAGCUCUAGCACCAAACGAAGCUCUAAAACAAGUGCAGAACCAGUACGCAGUGCGCGGUGAUGCGGCCAUCCUAGCCAUAUAAGUAUGUAAGUGAUAUUAUAUUUUGCUACUGUAUCGUUUGUUUUAACUCUUUGGUUUAACACUCCACUCGUUAGUACAACAAGGGCAGAAGAUUGUGUUACGCGACAGUUGAAAGUUGACUAAUUAUUUGUAUGCAUAUCGAAGGCCACUAAUUCGUUUAAACAAAGGUUUAAUUUAAUCGUAAACGAAAACAAACACCUCAUAGUUUAUCAAUCAAUAAGCAAAACAGAAAUAGACAGAGAGAGAGCGAGAGAAAGUGAAAGCAGGAAUCUACAACAGCCAAUACAAUACACAAUGAUGUAAUGCCAGUACUUAUAGCGAGGUAAGGUAAAGUUGCAUUGUGUUUGUUGGUGGUUUGUUUUUUUUUUCUUUCUUUUGAUUUUCAUGAUUCACACACAAAUGGUACUUAAAUUCUUUUUUUUUAUGAAUCAUGAAUAAAUUUACAUCAGUUAUGUUUUUCCCUUUUUUUCCUUUCUUAAUUUUGCCACACUGUAAGCAAUGCGCGAUAAUUGGAGCCGCUUUUCCGGAAGCGAUAAGUGUAAGGUGGGACAAAACUGUUCAAUUAUCGUUAGAGAAGAGUGUGUGAGCGAUUCUGCGUUCGUAGGGUAUAGAUACAAAGCAUACCAAAAACAAAACAAAACAGUGGGAAAACAAAAAGAAACGAUACACCCCCCAAACUAAAGCAAAUUACAAAUCGAAAUUCGAAAGCAAAUUAUUAACAUAUCGAGAAACGGAAUGAAAUAAUGGGGAAGGGAGUACAAGAAACAAACAAUAAGGUAGCGAUGCUAAAGUGAGUUCAAAUAGAACCUGGAAAAUGGGGAAUUAUAGAAGUACUGUAAAAACUGGAUGUUUUUUCCGUUAAAUAAUAAAAAAAGAUCACUCACAAUUGCCGGCAGCUCAAGAAAAUAAAUCGAAAAGAAGUGAAAUAUUUAUUUCUCCUAAAAACGUUACAAAUAAAUGCAAGAAAUACAGCAUACAGAGAGAGAGAGAGAGAGAGUAGAGAGCUUUAGCCGUUCGUCAGUCACCUUAUUCCCAGACGCGUUUCUUGGUGCAAAUACAAUAAUUGCAAGCGUUUGUAUGUAAAGCGGUACGAAAAUUACGCUGUACUUGUGCUCGCCAUCACGAGCGGUUCAGUGUGCCAGCGUGCCACCAUGUAAAGUACUAGAUAGGAUCAAAAUGAAGUGAGAGGAACGUUUGCAGCCUACAAAGGGUGAUAUUUCGUUCAAACAAGAAGGAGAGACAGAGAAAGCUAGAAAUAGGAAGCAAACGCUUUGGAUUAAAUAAAACGAGAUGCAGCUAAAAAUCAACAUCAGAUCAGUGUGAGGGCGCUUAUUAAUGCACCGUGAAAUAAUGUAAGUUACAAAAGCAAAAACAAACCGUGUACAUACAUAGGGCAUUAUCUCUGAAUUGAAAAUCCCGACACCAACAGGAAGCAAUGUGUGCAUAUACGAUGUGUAAGAUAUCGGCCUCGGCCAAACAAAACAGGUCGUUUCGCUUUGCUGGUCUAGAGAAAUGCCGAGAAAUGGUGAACCAGAUGUGCAGCUGUAGUGUGUAAUAAAGCCCAAAACAAAACCAUCAUCUUACUUGCGAGAAACUCUGUGCCCAGAAGUGGUCGAAAAAACAAGAAAAGAGUAGCAAAUCAUUAUUACAUUGUUUUCUCAAUACCGACUAACAAUGCAAUAAAACUCGUGUCACACUAUCCCGUCGCUGUCGAUUCCAUGGGACAAAAAGGCAUCAAUGCAAAUGA